AUGGAUCGUUGAGGACCCUCCUUUGUCUCCCGAGUAACCAAGCAAAUGGCGCAGGCGCAUUAGUGGCAGGUAGGCCCACCAAAAGGGAAAAUAUUCGUGACAAACCGGUCAUCUGAGUUUCGGUUGGGGUUACGAGUUACGCAAAUGUCAGUCAUCUACUGACUUACAGUGUGUCGCUUAAAUAGUUGAACGAAUGUCACUUGUUUUUGUUUUUUUGUAAUAAGAAGUAGGAGGGAUGUAACGUGGUCCGCCAAUCGCUGUGGACCAUCCUUUGUUCCCAUAGCAACGAGGCAAACGACGCAUGCGCACUCGUUACCAGAAAUGAGAAGCCAACAAUGGUCGGGGCAACACGCACGCCCGAAAGAAGGCCUGAGUAGUAAUGCUGGGAAGCAUGACAAUAAACCAGCGACAACAUGUGGGACUGCAGAAGCUGUCUGCAAUUGCCGCCGUUGCACAUUCCACGUUGGGACCCCGUAAAAAGUACAAGUUCAUCCAGGAUGAAGCUACUGGGGAAUCGACUCUGGCCAGCUCGUGUUUGCGCAUCCUGGACAACCUGGACCUGGCCACCUGUGCUGUCAGCCAGCUGGUUCACGAGACAGUUCGGGUGCACCACGAGGUUUAUCGCACGGGGGCCGGAUGCCUGCUGUUUUUCGCCGGAGCGUGGAGUCGGGCGGCGUUAUUGUGCUUGCAGCAAGGGAUUCCGACAUCCCGUGUUGUUGCGGCCAUGAUUGAGGGGAUGGACUUGUGCGUGGACGUUUGCAAAAAAAGCAGCGUGUCAUUCGAUGCUCUUUGUGUGUUGACUCGGAAACAAGUCACUGAGGCGCCAUUAGAAUCCAAAGUCAUCAAAGAAAAAAGGCAAUUAAAGCUGAGUCGCCAUUUUUGCAACACCGAGCCUGAAACUAUUUUAGUUCCGGAGCCUCGUCUUUCUGACGUCGCACACCUGGCAGCCGGACUGAGCCACGGCUGUAACAACGCAAUGCGUUUAGUCAUCGAAGCCAGUCGCAUCCAGGCGAAAGUCAUCCCGAAUUCCGUGUUAGACGUGACAAAAGUGACCACUUGCGUGUUGCCAGGUUUACCAGAAGAUGAGGCUCACGUUUGUUCGGGCUGCAUCAUUCUUCUCAAUCCAGACCAGGCUUCUGUGGCGCAUGACCUCAAGAACAAAUCCAUGAAUGUCGUUCUUAUCAGCGGAGAUUUAUCCCACUCCUAUCGCCAUCUCGGUUUUAACAGGCCCGCGGGCAUCCAGUGUGUCGGCAACCAGUCGAAUCUGUCCGAUUUGAGCAAAGAGGAAGAGUGGAUGGGAAAGGUCCUGGAACUGUUACAACACUUAGAAGUGGACGUGGUGCUUGUCAGUGGGCUCGUAAACGCAGCAGUGAUUCAACGCUGUUCUCAGCGUCACAUACUGGUAGUUGGAAAAGUUCGAGCGUCCGUUUUAAAAGAGAUGGCCACUGCUACUCAAGCGACUCUGGUGACGUACGUCACGCUGUUGAGUAAGCGUUGCGUUGGCAAGGGUAUCCAGGUUAGCAUGUGGAGGGAAAUCGGAAGCCACGAGGGGACGCCGUUAACCGCCAUCAACCUUGAUGCCGGCGGGAGCACCCGUUUGGUCACGGCCAUCAUCACCAGCCCCGUACACGGGAAGCUGCAGAGUCUGGAGGACCGAUUUUGGGCUUGUGCCUAUCGCGUGCACCAUGCGCUGAAAGACAAAGCGGUGCUACCUGGCGCUGGAGUCACAGAGUUGUUUUGUAUUCAUUAUCUGAUGAAGAAAGUGGAUGCGGAGAAUCCCGGAGAUGGCACUCGUGGUUCUAACCCCUACCUUGGUAUUAUCCUGCACCUCCUGGCGGACAGUUUUACGGAAUACUUAGCUGCCGUGAUGGCCAACUCCACCGGGAUUUCACAAGUCAAAGCCAGGGCUGUGGUCAACCAGAAACUACAGGAUGUUAACAGCAUUUCUGCAGAUUUCUCACAACUCAUCUUGGACUCUGAUGAGGGCAUUCCCCCGUCCAAAGUUUUUGACAAUCUUAGCGUCAAGCAGGAGUCAUGGCGGAAAGCUUUGGAUCUGGUUUUGCUUGUCUUGCAGACGGAUGCCGAGAUCAUCACUGGUGUGGAUGAAAGCAAGGAUGGCAAUCAUGCACGACUCAUGUUUUUAUGACUGCAAGAAGAAAAGUGUUGUUGUUUUUUUGCAAUGUAGACUGGACACCAUUUGAACGAGCAUGUAAGUAUUAGAUUGACCUUCUAUGAUUCUGUGGUGGCUUCAGCCAUCCAUUAUGGCUGAGUCUGCUGGUCAGGCAGCAUCUCAG
Hippocampus comes (tiger tail seahorse) is the source of this 2294-nucleotide messenger RNA. It is a transcript of the gene bbs12, whose product is annotated as Bardet-Biedl syndrome 12. Gene Ontology annotation, biological process: chaperone-mediated protein complex assembly; photoreceptor cell maintenance. The coding region runs from base 380 to 2146 and encodes 588 amino acids. The transcript has 2 exons. Gene Ontology annotation, molecular function: ATP binding. The record is from RefSeq and is a predicted model, not a curated record. Lineage: Eukaryota; Metazoa; Chordata; Actinopteri; Syngnathiformes; Syngnathidae.